This is a messenger RNA of Anopheles stephensi (Asian malaria mosquito), 2319 nucleotides long. Its product is annotated as protein bangles and beads-like. The transcript is spliced from 4 exons. Lineage: Eukaryota; Metazoa; Arthropoda; Insecta; Diptera; Culicidae. Bases 248 to 2083 code for a protein of 611 amino acids. The record is from RefSeq and is a predicted model, not a curated record.
UGUGCCAGGUUUAGUCCAUCGAAAGUGACCGUAGCAUAAACAGCUGGAGCCCAUCCGGCGACUGCAUCGGAACGGAUCGUGUGUACUUCUGACGCGCAGACGAGUGGUGAUCGCCUUAGUGGUCUUAGGUUAGUAAUUGGUAUACAGUGUGUUCGUGAUCUGCGCCCCAAAACCUGCUCCUCGACAGCGUGCGAGAAAACAAUAACCCAACCUUGCUUGCGCCCUUAGCAUCUUGCAACGCACAGCCAUGAAGCUUUGCCUGCUGAUCGCAACGGCCGUGGCCAUUGCCACGUGCUACGCUCUUCCCGUGCCGAAGGAAGAAGUGUUCGCCGUGUACCCCGUGAACAGUGCUUUGGCACAACACUCGAGCGACCUGCCCGUCGAAACGAAACCGGAAGAGGUGAACCUACCUAAAGCAGAAGGUUCCGCGACCGAAGUCGUCGCUGAGGAAAAGAAGGUUGAAGCAACUGAAAGUAAGCAGGAACAAUUGAAAACUGUCCCGGAGACCUCAACCAGCGAUGAAGUUCCCAAGGAGGUUAGCCCUGCCGGAGCAAAAUCGGCUCCAUUGAAAGAGUCCACAACUGUAAAGGCUGAUGAAGCUCUACCGGUAACUGUUCCAUCGACCGAAAACGUUCCAACCACUGUGGCAAACAACGAUGAAGCACGGCUUGAAGUAACUCAGUCCGUUGUUGCUGCAGAACCAAAAGUGGCUGUUCCAGAGACAUUAGCCGAAGAGCCGAAGCUGAUGGAGAAAAAAGCUGCUGAGAAGGUGGCAAACGAGGAAGCUAAAGAUGAGCCGAAAACGAAAGCGGUUGAGAGUGUUCAGGUAGAGGCGAAAAAAGAGGAGAGCGUAGAAGUCAGCAAGCAGGAAGAGACGAAGUCAGUGAAGCCUGUAGUUGAGACAGUGGCUGAGGAAAAGACCGAAAAGCUUACUGAGGAGUCUAAGCCUGUUGUAUCGUCCGAAUCGGCUCAGGCUCGCUCUUCAACCAGCGACGCACUCCCGGUCGAGCAACCGAAGACCGAUGUCAAGCCGGAAGAAACGGUCACUGAUCAGGUUGUCGUCAAAGUGGUCGUCGAACCAGUGGCGGAAGAAAACAAGCCUGUCGUAGAACAGGUUCAGGAGAUGAGUGUAUCUACCAGUGAGGAUGCGAAGCCAGCCCUGUCCACUGUCAAUGUUCCAGAACCACAAACCGAAGGCACGGAGGAAGCGAAGCCUACUAAAGUCCGUGCCGCUCCGAUUGUCGAGGGACUGAAGGUAUCGCAGUCGGUUGAAGCCGAACCAGCCGUUACCAAAAUUCACGUCACAGUUAUUCAGGAAGAGGUAGAGCUUGCAGGCAAGAGCGCUGUCCAGAUGGAAGCGGUACAGACUGAUGCUCCGGUAACGGAAGCUACGGAGGACAAGAGUAGCGAAGUAACAACAACUACCACCCCUGAAAAGGAAGUAAAAAGUGCUGAACUAGCUGUGGAGAAAGCUUCCGAAACUAAGGCUGAGAUGAACAACGAUAAGCCAAGUGAGGUUAAGAGUGUGGAGCCGACGGUCGAAACUAAACCAGCAGCUGCAGCAACCGUCGAAGCUAGCAAGGAGGAAUCCUCGGCACGAGCGGCCACCACUGAAACUGUUGUGGUGGUGGUACCCAGCGUAAAGUCGGAAGAUGUCACCACCGUUAUUGCAGUGGCGGAGAGCACCGACAAACCCACAGAAAAGGAUGUUGAAGCAGAAACAAAGGCAACGGUAGAAGACAAACCGGCACCGGAAGUCGAGCCAGCGACAACGGUAAAGACCGAGGAUCAGCAGGCAAAAGCCGUUGACGGGAGUUCUCAGCCGGGUGAAAGUAAAAGCUCUGCUACCGCCCAAGAAGACGCUAAGGAUCAGAGUGACAGUGUCAGUACAACGGUAAGCAGCGUCACGGAACUGGACACUACCACCGUGACCCUACCCGUCACCACCACCGUCGACCCAGAGCCCGUUCCCACGCCGGCGAAACAGAAGGCCAAGAAGCAGGUUCCGCCAAAUCUUAAAGGAUACAGCAAGCGUCUAAAGCUGCAGGAAGCGCAACGAAAGCAAAGCAGCGACAGCGAGUAACGGCGACCCGUUAGCAGCUAAUGCGGCUAAUAAUUGCAGAUAAUGCAGCUCAAGGAAGCAUCACGCGGACCGUGGGUGGGGAGUCAAUUAUGCCGACUCUGUGCCGCCGGGUGGUGUCCAUUCCAAUUAACGUCUUUAGGCUGUAAGACUAAACACCGUAGGCUCAUAGGUAAUAGCUCAGUAAGGUGACAUCAUCAGGCCGAAUAAAGUAUUGUUCGAAAUCGUCAUGUACAAAA